This is a messenger RNA of Bradysia coprophila, 1530 nucleotides long. RefSeq names its product transcription factor A, mitochondrial-like. The record is from RefSeq and is a predicted model, not a curated record. NCBI's taxonomy places the organism in Eukaryota, Metazoa, Arthropoda, Insecta, Diptera, Sciaridae.
AAUGUCUUUAAGAAAUCUGAAAGUUUAAUGUCUACGUUUUUGUAUCACCCUGUAGUAGAGUCCUGAAUUAGAAACAAAGUACGCACAAAAAACAUCUGUUUGAAUAUAAAAUUUGCAUUCGAUUGUCAGUGGACGUGCGGUGGAUAUAUUAUAUCCUUUGUUGUGGAAAAUCCGUCUAAAUGAGCGUGUCGUUAUCAAGUUCAUUCAAGGCAAUUGCUCUGAACGAUGCUACUAAAAAGCUUUUGUUUGCAUCCGUUCAAUCUUUGAACUUGAACGUUCAGUUACGUUUUAAGUCUGUGGAAGAAAAACUAGGACUACCAGCCAAGCCAAAGAAACCCACUCCUCCAUACUUUCGUUUCGCAAAUGAAAAUCGUGCAUCAAUUGUAAGAAAAUAUCCAGAUCUGAAGCCCUACGAAAUUAAUUCGAUACUGGGCAAGAUGUGGCAAUAUCUGGAAGCAGCAGACAGAGAACAUUUUACAAAACCAUACAAGACUGACCUCAUCGAGUAUUACUCAAACGAUUACACCAAAUAUAUGUCGUCCCUUUCAGACGUUGAUAAGCGAAAAAUCAAAGAAAUGAAAGUGGAAAUAAAAUAUCGAAAAGAAUUGGCUGCCCAGCAAAAAAGACUUCGUAAAUUGGACAAACCAAAGAAACCGUUGUCCUCUUUCUUUAGAUAUUAUAAGGAACAAAGUGAUCGCAAAGCAAGUGAACCGCAUCACGAUUACCUUCAACGUGUUACAUCUAGAUGGAACGCUCUGAGUGAUGCUGAAAAGGAGAAAUUUAAGACUGCAGCUGAAGAAGAAGCGGCUUACAAGAGAGCAAUGAUUCAAUGGGAGCAAAAGAUGUUCAAAUUAGAACAAGACAUUCGUAGUACUGCCAAAAAAUUACCGAAAACUCACCGACCCAUUGCUCCAGAUGAAUAGAUUUUCCUUUUUUAAUAGGUCCAUGUAAUAUAUCGAAUCCGUACAAUCUUUCCCACCGCGGCUUCAGUUCAACAAAUAAUCAAUUUUAUGUUAAAAUAUUCGGAAGAUUGAACUCUUCCAAAUUCCUCAAAAAUUAGUUAAGUUUCUUAACGAAACGAAACGGUAGUUUAGUUGCGAUUUGUGAUCAUAGAAUCUUAGAUAACCAAAAGACCAUCGGGGUUUUACUCCAAAAUGAGAUACUCUGGUCCCAUAAUGAUAUAUAUGCGACAUUUCUCAAAGAGGUAGUAUAGACACUUCAUUUAAAUUUACACGAGGUGAACGAUCCAUAGCAAAUUUGUUCAAUAAAAAAUUAUAAAUUCGUCUCAGUGCUUUAAGUUUCACCAAUUUGUAGCGAUUCAAACAAUUGAUCACCCUGUAACCAUCUUUUAGUCUUAUCAACAAAUUCUUUCGCUCUCCGCGAGUGAUCGUAUUGACUUUCAUUCAUAUCUCUGUGUGUCAGUAAACAUUUCACAUUACGAAACCUCUCCAAAAAAACAAUUAAUUAACAGAGGUGACCUUAAUCAGAUUAAGUAGAUUUGUCGUUGUCGUAAGUUUACUCAAAAUUGGA